Messenger RNA from Peromyscus leucopus (white-footed mouse), 2548 nucleotides. RefSeq names its product distal-less homeobox 2 (gene Dlx2). The transcript has 3 exons. Gene Ontology annotation, molecular function: RNA polymerase II cis-regulatory region sequence-specific DNA binding; DNA-binding transcription factor activity, RNA polymerase II-specific. The record is from RefSeq and is a predicted model, not a curated record. Bases 373 to 1383 code for a protein of 336 amino acids. Gene Ontology annotation, biological process: embryo development; cell differentiation; negative regulation of transcription by RNA polymerase II. NCBI's taxonomy places the organism in Eukaryota, Metazoa, Chordata, Mammalia, Rodentia, Cricetidae.
CCGGCAGACAAUCGUAAAGCUGCUCGGGGGUCGCUCACCUGCUCCCGCCUCCCGGAGCCCCUACCGGGCCUGACCACUCCUGCCCCCUCCAUUGCCCGCCCCCUGCCCGAGCCGGGCCAGGAGCCGAGAGGUCCGAGAGGCCGAGGAAGGAUGCGGCCGGCAGCUGCGGUCCCGAGCCACGCACGGUGAUCGCCUCCUCCAGGGGAGGAGGCGCCUAGACCGUUGCCUCAUUUCUUGUUUUCCUCUCCCUCCCCCCCACCACCACCUCCCCGUAAUUACUUUGGCUGCUGGAAGGGACCUGGAGAGACAGAGGAGGCGCCUCGCAUCCCCCCUCUCGCCCGCCACCCGUGCUCUUUCCUGUCCCGGGUCAGGAUGACUGGAGUCUUUGACAGUCUGGUGGCUGAUAUGCACUCGACCCAGAUCACCGCCUCCAGCACGUACCACCAGCACCAGCAGCCCCCGAGCGGUGCCGGCGCCGGCCCUGGCGGCAACAGCAACAGCAGCAGCAGUAACGGCAGCCUGCACAAGCCCCAGGAGUCGCCGACCCUCCCGGUGUCCACGGCUACCGACAGCAGCUACUACACCAACCAGCAGCACCCGGCGGGCGGUGGCGGCGGCGGCGGCGGGGGGGCCUCGCCCUACGCGCACAUGGGCUCCUACCAGUACCACGCCAGCGGCCUCAACAACGUCUCCUACUCCGCCAAAAGCAGCUACGACCUGGGCUACACCGCCGCGUACACCUCCUAUGCGCCCUACGGAACCAGUUCGUCCCCAGUCAACAACGAGCCUGACAAGGAAGACCUCGAGCCUGAAAUCCGGAUAGUGAACGGGAAGCCAAAGAAAGUCCGCAAACCACGCACCAUCUACUCCAGUUUCCAGCUGGCGGCCCUUCAGCGGCGCUUCCAGAAGACCCAGUAUCUGGCGCUGCCAGAACGAGCCGAGCUGGCGGCUUCUCUGGGCCUCACCCAGACUCAGGUCAAAAUCUGGUUCCAGAACCGCCGAUCCAAGUUCAAGAAGAUGUGGAAAAGCGGUGAGAUCCCCACGGAGCAGCACCCCGGAGCCAGCGUUUCCCCACCUUGUGCCUCGCCGCCGGUCUCGGCGCCAGCCUCCUGGGACUUCGGCGCGCCGCCGCAGCGGAUGGGGGCCGGCGGCCCGGGCAGCGGGGGCAGUGGCGCGGGCAGCUCCGGCUCCAGCCCGAGCAGCGCCGCCUCGGCCUUCCUGGGAAACUACCCGUGGUAUCACCAGGCUUCCGGCUCCGCUUCGCACCUGCAGGCCACCGCGCCCCUGCUGCAUCCCUCGCAGACGCCGCAGGCGCACCACCACCACCACCACCACCACCACGCAGGCGGGGGCGCCCCGGUGAGCGCGGGGACGAUUUUCUAACCCCCGAGGAAAACGGCGCCAGAGACUUGAGAACUGAGAUGACGACACACGGUGUUGUUCUUCAGCGCGCGCCCCAAACAUAGCUAGAGGCUCGAUCCUCCCAGAUCCUCCCAGCCCGAGACUGGAAGUGGCGGCUGGGGGGAGGUGGGAGUGGCGUGGCCCUUCCACGGAAGGGGGCCACUUCUCGCAGUGCCACGGAGCAGCCGGGAGCAAGGAGGCCUUGGGGGAUCCUCUAGUGCCAAGCCCGGCGGCCCUGGCCGCAAUUCCGACAUGAGCCCCGGCCACUUUUCGGCCCACCUCGGACUUGUGGCCCCUUCCCAGCUCUCCUAGCGUGAUCCUCGGGGUCCUGGGUCUCUCGGGGCCCUGAGCUGGGGGUCAGGCGCCGGGACGCCUCGCCAGCCCUCGAGGCUUCCCAGCACUCAGAGGUUCCUUUCUAAGCCUCGCUGCCCCAGGGCUCAGCUCCAGCCAGCUUCGGUUAUUGACCUCCCGGGUCCUGCCCUCCCCCACCCCCACGUACCCCCUUGACCCCCAGGAUCCCGCCGUUUUUUUUUUUUUCUCCCUUGCUGGGGGCGCGGGGGGCAGGGGAGGUGUUCUAGCCCUCGCAACCCAGAUCCCGUCCCUCUUUCCCCAGGAACAUUCCCAUGGCUCCUCAUCCAUCACCAGUGGAGUUUUUUUAUUUUUAUUUUUUUAAAAGUUUAGGUGCCUUUGCGGAUGACCUCAUUUUGAUGUUUAAAAAAAAACUGAUUUUUUUAAUAUGUGGACGCUGCAAAAAAUGUGUUUAAAUUAUCUUUUUUAAGAUGAAUUAAGGACUAUUAGCCCGGACUUCGACACAGAGUUUGUAAAUAAGGGUGUCUGUGCAGAUUUCCCCACGUUUAUUUGUAUAAAAUUCCUCAUCUUUUCAGACGUUUUUGUAAACGGCCCCCAGUUGUGAAAACUGCAAUUUAGCAGUGACCUCAGCAACCUCUUCGUUUUAUUUUUUUUCCCCUCUGAAAAUUUUUCUCAGUUAAAUUAAGCUACUGAUUUGAAUUUGUUUUUAUCGUGUCCUAAAGUCUUUGUUCUUGAAAUGCAAGGUAUUUGGGGGUUAUUUAUUAUGAAAGCAACAUACUCUUAAUGUUGAUUUUACACUAUGAAGAGAUUAUUUAAAUAAAUUAUUGUUUUCAUUGGA